This is a messenger RNA of Diaporthe citri, 1647 nucleotides long. RefSeq lists its product as uncharacterized. The transcript is spliced from 2 exons. Bases 1 to 1647 code for a protein of 548 amino acids. Gene Ontology annotation, molecular function: protein binding. NCBI's taxonomy places the organism in Eukaryota, Fungi, Ascomycota, Sordariomycetes, Diaporthales, Diaporthaceae. The record is from RefSeq and is a predicted model, not a curated record.
AUGGACCCGUUGGCUGCCCUUCCCGCCGAGAUAGUGCUGCGCAUCCUAGAGUUCGCAUCCAUCGGCAGCAUCGCAGCCCUGACCAGGACCAGCACAUCGUGGCAGGCCUUCAUCGAUCAUAUACAUCAAGAUGCCAUCUAUGCCGCCCACCUCCCACGCGUCUCGCCCGCGACCACACCACACGAGUACAUGGGCGCCUUGAAGGCCUUCCGCCCCGACUCUGUCUCCCGCGGCGUCAAGUCAUGGAAAGAAGCCUGCCGGCGGCGCUGUCUCCUCCAGGACGCUUGGAACUCCCCAGACCCCAUGCCCGUCGCAUCCGUGAUCCAGAUUGGCAUCCAUCCAGUCUGGCGUUUCAAGCCCGACUUUGAUCGUAGGCUCAUUAUGUCGACGAGUCAAGCAGGUGGUGUCAACGUGAUCGAUAUGGACACGGGCGACCUCCUCUGGUCCCUGGGACGCCAUGAGGUGCGGCCGUUUGCUCAUCUGGAGUACCAGAAUGGCACGGCUGUCUGGGACCGUUUCGGCAACGCGCUGGAGGUGUGGAAGACCGACCUGCCUGACUGUGGGAGAGGAGAGUUCCGCCGUGUAGCCCUACUGCAUCAUGACACCGAGACGCGAGGUUUUCAACUGUCAUACGAUACGCUCUGCGUAGUUUCUACCGAGGGAGAGGGCUUCGUGUACGAUGUCCCUGCAGCAUGCCCCGAAACACCAGUGUCGCUGCGGACCCAUCUGUGGAUCGCACACGGCGCUAUUGGCCACCUGGAUCAAGCCCAACAGGCCGUCAUGUACUCUAUGGGGCCAGACGGCUACCACUUCCAUGACAAGACGUCAGGCGAGCUGCUUGGCACCGUCCGACCACGGAGUGUUAGCCAGGUUCAAGUAUACCACGUCGCACACCCUGACACGUUUGCGUCUGACGCCAGCAACAUCGUUGACAUUAUCGGCGGCUUUGGCGGCAUACUCUCAACGCAGACCGGGCUGCCGUUUGGGCCCCAGAAUAACGCCGAAAGACUGACACCCAUGACGGUCGGGCGGGGCCGACUGACCUUGGAUCAGCGCCACGCGAACCCGGAGGAAGAAGAGGCACUUCAUAUUAUACCUUCGCUCGAUGAAGACGAGUGGGGCGCGGGCAUGCUAAAUGGGAACACAAUGGUUGGCGUGUCCCGUGGCGGCCGGCUGCUGGUUUGCUGGGAUUGGCAUCGAGCCCUCCACCGCCCACAAGACCUGGCUCUGAUUGCGGCCAUUGUGGAGUGUGAGCCGAGCGGCGAGAGGAGCUUCGACCUGGGGGGCUGGCUGUCUAUCCAUGAGACUGUUGGUGGUAAGCGCGUGCUAUUCGAGGUCAAGGAGAGAAUCUAUGUGCUCUCUCUCGGCGACGAGGGGAAAUUUGAGUUGGGCAGACCAGCCUUCGCAGUAGCACAGAGUAUUGCGCCACAGAUCACGGUCCCGGUCAGUUUUAUGGCCCUUUACGACGACUGCUUCAUGAGCACCUUCACGACACUGGGCAUGGAGCUGGAGGACGACGGUGACGAAGUGUCAGAGGAACAGCUGGAGCCUCCGCGCAGAGAGAGAUAUUUCCCAACGAAGGCGGUCAGGGUGAUGUGCCUCGCACCUGAUGUGGGUGGGCACUCCUCGCAUAGCACCGAGGCGUAG